Clonostachys rhizophaga is the source of this 324-nucleotide messenger RNA. The record is from the annotation of a GenBank genome assembly. NCBI's taxonomy places the organism in Eukaryota, Fungi, Ascomycota, Sordariomycetes, Hypocreales, Bionectriaceae.
AUGACCACGGGGCUCGAGAGUCUCCCGGCGGAGAUUUUGGUUGAGAUUGCGGAAAUGUGCACCUGGGACCUCGACCCUCCUCUUUCUUACUAUGCCAACCCGUCCAACUAUCUGAGAAGCCACAGCAGACUCGCCCGGACAUCCCAUCGCCUAUUCGACGCACUCAAUGCACAGCUUUACCAGCAGAACCUUACCGGAGAUCCGCCGACGUACUCAUGCGUCCUGUGGGCCGUAAAUCAAGGCAGACUUGGCACACUUAUUCGCGCUGUAGGCUAUGGAGCAGCCCUCGAUACGACAAUUGAAGUAGACGAAUUCGCCGAAUAG